This is a messenger RNA of Neltuma alba, 746 nucleotides long. RefSeq names its product transcription factor BEE 1-like. NCBI's taxonomy places the organism in Eukaryota, Viridiplantae, Streptophyta, Magnoliopsida, Fabales, Fabaceae. Bases 1 to 534 code for a protein of 177 amino acids. Gene Ontology annotation, cellular component: nucleus. Gene Ontology annotation, molecular function: protein dimerization activity; DNA-binding transcription factor activity. Gene Ontology annotation, biological process: regulation of DNA-templated transcription. The transcript has 6 exons. The record is from RefSeq and is a predicted model, not a curated record.
AUGGAUCAACGGCUUAAGCAUCCACUGAUUCAGUCAUCAGAAAGCCUAGGGGAGAAUUCUUCUUCUCUGCAUUCUGCAGAUUUUCCAGAAAUGAGAAAGAAAGCAGUUGGAUUGAAAAGGAAGAGAAACAAUAGCAGGAUUGAAGAGAAACAGAAAGAAGUAAUCCAUGUAAGGGCAAAAAGAGGUCAAGCUACUGAUAGCCACAGUUUAGCAGAACGGGUGAGAAGAGAGAGAAUCAACGAGAAGCUGAGAUAUUUGCAGGACCUGGUUCCAGGCUGCUACAAGGCAAUGGGAAUGGCAGUUAUGUUAGACGUGAUCAUAAACUAUGUUCUAUCGCUACAGCAACAGAUUGAGUUCCUUUCCAUGAAGCUCUCAGCAGCAAGCAUGCAUUUUGAUUUCAACACCUACCAGAUAGAUACCCUCCAAACUAUGCAGAGAAGUACUAGCACAGAUGGAAUCCAAGGGAUGGAAAGGACUGAACAAGAAGGUUAUGGAAGUUUUGCUUAUUGGAAUCCUACAUGGCCACUUCAAUAGGAAAAAAAUUGGUCUUGGUUUCGGUUGGAAACCUCAAAGUUAUUAUGAAAUCCAAAUAUGAGUUCUUUCAUACACAUAAAUUAGUUGGAGAACUGUAGGAUGAAACUCUGUAAACCAAAUACACUGCAACUUGUGUUGAUUUUUACUUUCCCAGUCAUCAUCAAUAUGUUCAAGAUCUGAAAUGUAACUUUCAUAUUCAUGAAUUUAUAAUU